AUGGUGAAGCAGAGACAGGCGGCCAACGCGCGGGAGCGGGACCGGACCCAGAGCGUUAACACGGCCUUCACCGCCCUCCGGACCCUUAUCCCCACCGAGCCGGUGGAUCGGAAGCUCUCCAAGAUCGAGACCCUCCGCCUGGCAUCCAGCUACAUCUCCCACCUGGCCAACGUGCUGCUGCUGGGCGAGGGCUGCGAGGACGGGCAGCCCUGCUUCAGUGCCAUCUACGGAGCCAAGGGCGACCUGGACAGCAAGCAGCCCCGCAGCAUCUGCACCUUCUGCCUCAGCAACCAGCGGAAAGGGGUGAGCGGGGCGGUGGGAUGGGGGGCAGCAGCCCCUGCAAAGGCUGAGAGGGCUAGGAGGCUCAAUACGUCCCCAUAG
This is a messenger RNA of Eurypyga helias (sunbittern), 381 nucleotides long. RefSeq names its product transcription factor 15-like. Gene Ontology annotation, molecular function: RNA polymerase II transcription regulatory region sequence-specific DNA binding; DNA-binding transcription factor activity, RNA polymerase II-specific; protein dimerization activity. Lineage: Eukaryota; Metazoa; Chordata; Aves; Eurypygiformes; Eurypygidae. Bases 1 to 381 code for a protein of 126 amino acids. The transcript has a single exon. Gene Ontology annotation, biological process: regulation of transcription by RNA polymerase II; developmental process. The record is from RefSeq and is a predicted model, not a curated record.